UUUUCUCUGUUCAUUUCAGAUCUGAAAGUGGUAAAGGAGGACAUUUUACAACUCAAUGAAAUGGAGGAGAAACCUCAUCAUUUGAUACCCAAAGAAGAAUCUCUGAGCUGCUCGAUUACUGUGAGGAAUUUGUCACCUAAAAGGAACAACAACCAACAAGCAACAACCAAUGAUACUCUUAUUUGCCCUCAGUGUGGAAAGACCUUCACAUAUAAAUGUAAACUUAAUGAACACAUGAGAAUCCACAAUGGAGAAAAACCUUACAGAUGUGAUCAGUGUGGAGCGACCUUCACUCGCAAGUCUAACCUUAUUGUUCACAUGAGAAUUCACACUGGAGAAACACCUUACAGCUGUGAGCAGUGUGGAAAGACCUUCAAGAAUAAAUCAAACCAUAAUGUUCACAUGAGAAUUCACACUGGAGAAAAGCGUUACAGAUGUGAUCAGUGUGGAAAGAGAUUCAUGCGUAAGAUCAAUCAUAAUGGGCAAAUUAGUAUUCACACUGAAGAAAAGCCUUAUAGAUGUGAUCGGUGUGAAAAGAGUUUCAUGCACAAGAUCGAUCAUAAUGGGCACAUCAGAAUUCACACUGGAGAAAAGCCUCAUAGCUGUGAUCAGUGUGGAAGAACGUUCACUCACAAGUAUAGCCUUAUUGUUCACAUGCGAGUUCACACUGGAGAAAAACCUUACAGCUGUGAGCAGUGUGGAAAAACCUUCACUCGCAAGUCUGAUUUAAGGAAGCAUAUGAAAAUUCACACUGGAGAAAAACCUUACAGAUGUGAUCAGUGUGGAAGAACAUUCACUCACAAGUAUUGCCUCAUUGUUCACAUGAGAGUUCACACUGGAGAAAGACCUUACAGAUGUGCUCAGUGUGGAAGAACCUUCACUCGCAAGUAUUACUUGAAUGUUCACAUGAUAAUUCACACUAGAGGAAACCCUUUUAGAUGUGACCAAUGUGGAAAGACCUUCAAGAAUAAAUGUCACCUUAAUGGUCACAUGAGAAUCCACACUGGAGGAAAGCUUUAAAAAGCCUGUCAAAUAUGAGAUAAUGAUAUUAACUGAAUGCUCCUGGCAUGUACUGUAUUAUAUGAUCAUUAAACACUUUAGCUUCAAAUCA
Messenger RNA from Misgurnus anguillicaudatus (oriental weatherfish), 1111 nucleotides. The record is from RefSeq and is a predicted model, not a curated record. Lineage: Eukaryota; Metazoa; Chordata; Actinopteri; Cypriniformes; Cobitidae.